Molecule: messenger RNA, 1792 nt
Organism: Fulmarus glacialis (Northern fulmar)
Lineage: Eukaryota; Metazoa; Chordata; Aves; Procellariiformes; Procellariidae
Product: CD44 antigen-like
Exons: 9
Coding region: 1-1539 (512 amino acids)
Biological process (GO): positive regulation of ERK1 and ERK2 cascade; inflammatory response; cell adhesion
Cellular component (GO): macrophage migration inhibitory factor receptor complex; plasma membrane; basolateral plasma membrane
Molecular function (GO): hyaluronic acid binding; cytokine receptor activity
Source: RefSeq, a predicted model, not a curated record
AUGGUGAGCGUUGAAUCCUCCAUUGUCCUAACAGCUGUGGACUCGCAACAUGAAACACUUCUGGAAGUCUCCACACAAGAUCAUUGGAAUCCCGCCUAUACAGAUGAAGAGGAGCAAUAUCCUAGCUCUGCUGGCAGGGCACUAGUUACAAGUGAAAAUGAAAAACGUCAAGGACCAACCCAACAUCCACUAUUACACAGUGUUCAUUCUGGAUGGAUCAGUCAAGAACAAAAUCCUGCAUAUACCACUGGGAGUAUCGAACAACAUGAAUUUACCGUUGCAGGUGAAAAUGAUAUUGAAAAGGAAUCCUUUCAUACAGCUAUGGCCCCCAGCCAUGGGGCCAAACAGAACGACUCGGCGCAAGACCCAUUGGUGUAUCCAGGUUGGGACAAGGGAGAGGAUUAUGCCACACAACCUGCUAUAAUGGAUAGAAUUAUUCCUUCCAGAGAGAAUAAUCAUGAAAAAGAGUCUUCCACUACAGCAACACCUGUUGCCUCUCCUGACGGUGCCCACCACAAAGACCCAACUCAGCCACCUCUGCCUUCAGAUAAUGAACCAGGACAGGGCUCUGAAGGCACCACGCAUCCCACAGACGCCCCUGGGGAUGAGGUCUUCCACAGGACCACAGCUAGUAUGAACAAAGCUGGUGAUGACUCUCCUCUGACAGGUACCAUCACAGCCUCCACUGAUGUUCUGAAACCAGAAGAUAUAACCCAGGAAGCGUGGGCAUCUCACAUCAUGGUAACAGCUGUUGCCUCUCCUGACGGUGCCCACCACAAAGACCCACCUCAGGCACCUCCGCCUUCAGAUGAUGAACCAGGACAGGGCUCUGACGGCACCACGCAUCCCACAGACACCCCUGGGGCUGAGGUCUUCCACAGGACCACAGCUAGUAUGAACAAAGCUGGUGAUGACUCUCCUCUGACGGGUACCAUCACAGAGUCUGUGGAUGAUGUUAACCAAGAGAAAGCAACCAAGGAGCCACUGGCACCUGGCACUCCACCUGGAAGUGAAAGUGAACAAGCAAACACCACAGAUGGUUCCCAUGUCAGUUGGAUACCUGGAGUUUUUCCAGACAUUGAAGAUCAUCUUAACCAAUUGCAGACCCCUCUUCCUACUAGAUCUACCUCCAGUAUAUAUGGUAAUCAAGGACCACACAAGGGACAUUAUGAAUCCACUACUUUCCCUGGAGCGACCACAACAACAACAACAGUUUCACAACAAAGGUCGGCCCAGGUACCAGAAUGGCUGAUGAUAGUUGCAGCUCUUCUGGCACUUGCGUUGAUUCUUGCAGUGUGCAUUGCUGUUAAUAGUCGGAGAAGAUGUGGGCAGAAGAAAAAGCUAGUGAUUAACAAUGGCAAAGGGGCAGUGGAGGACAGGAAGACAAGUGGAUUAAAUGGAGAUGCCAGCAAAUCACAAGAAAUGGUGCACUUGGUUCAUAAAGAACAGUCAAAUGACCGAACAGGAGCAUGUGACGAACUUCUGACCGUUAAUGAAACACAAAAUCAUCAGGAGCUUGACAUGAAGAGUGGAGUGUAAUGGUACCAAGUUGCCAAGUAGAUCAGAGCUGGGGAAAUCAAAAUCACAUGGAACUUGGACAGGAAUUCACAGAUGCACUGUGCUACUGAUGUCUUUUGAACAUAAUUAAACUUAAGUUUUAUUCGUUUUUAAUCACUUCAAAAUGAUGUCUGAGUUACAGAAUUGACAUUUGCUUUCUGAAAUAAGCCCCCAAGAGUUUCACAAUGUUUUCAUUUCCCAGUUCCUGCACAGAGGACACUCACUGUGUCGUGGG